Molecule: messenger RNA, 4249 nt
Organism: Polypterus senegalus (gray bichir)
Lineage: Eukaryota; Metazoa; Chordata; Cladistia; Polypteriformes; Polypteridae
Product: inositol-trisphosphate 3-kinase B-like
Exons: 8
Coding region: 427-2415 (662 amino acids)
Biological process (GO): inositol phosphate biosynthetic process
Cellular component (GO): cytoplasm; nucleus
Molecular function (GO): inositol-1,4,5-trisphosphate 3-kinase activity; inositol tetrakisphosphate kinase activity
Source: RefSeq, a predicted model, not a curated record
ACAAGCAAAAGCUACUAGAAGCGAUCUGCUGCGAGGUGAAGCAGUGCUACAGAACUGAGAAGACAGACGGACGGAGGUGCAGAGGGAGAGGCACAAAGCCCGCUGCCCUUUCCGGAUUCCAGUCCGUUGCUGAAGCUCAGACUUACAAAGGCUGACUUAAAGAAGAGCGUCGCUUCGUUCGUUUUUGACGGAGCUUGUCUCAAAGUUCGGAGGUGAGUGAGGUGGCUUAGUAUCAACACUUGAAUGCUGAGGCAUAGCGACUAAGUCUUAAGACAGCUAUAGUGGAAGUCUCCUCUACAUUUUGGCUUACCCUACAGAGUAUUGUCACUCAGUGGUUUGUAGAGCCAUGCUGGGAGUUUCAAGAACACAGACCAACAAAGAUCAAGACUAAAUGGAAACUCUUCAGGAUCUUUAUAACAAAGUACUAUGGCUAUUCAUGCCUUAAACAACUUAAUUAUAAUGAACACCAACAAUCUGAAAAGUGGCAGCACACAACCUCGAACUGGGAGACCAGUCUUACCUGUGCCAGUCAGAUUGAGUGGAAGAUUGCAAAGCCCUAGUAGCCCUGGCUGUUCUAUGCAGAGGUCUAUGUUUGUGUUUCCAGAUGGCACUAAUAGCGAGAAUAGCAGCUCUCCUGUGAGACAACAAGAGACACUGGCAGUGGAAUGUUUGAGCUCCAGAAGAAGGUUUAAAAGCCCUGCUAGGACAAAGUUAAGGGACAACACACAAUCUCCCAGUCCUGGACCUUUUGAAGAGCUGAGCUUAAAACUUGGUCUUUCAGAUGAGAAACAAAUCAAGAGGACUGUGCAGCUUCCACAGAUACACUUGGAACUGCAAAAUGUGGAGGUUAAUAAAAAGGUUGAUUUAUUUGAGGCCCAGAUUUCAAAUCUACGUACCCAAGUUCAAAACUCUGAAAUAAUACGCAGUCCCAGGAUUGGACGCAAAUCCUCUAAUACUCAAAACUCUGAACUAUGUCAGCCAGACUCCCCUCUACAAUCUAACUAUGCUAUUCCACCCGAAUUACGUAAUGGUAAAGAGGUAGAAACUUUCAGUUUUGAUGAAAGUAAAUUGAACAGUAGGAAAAAGGAAGAAGAAAGACCACAAGUCAAUAUCUUAAAGCAUGUGACUAAAUCAGAUACCUCAGACAACAUACUUUCCUUGGAGGGUUCGUCCAGAACCUACCAGUCAUCGGGCAUGCAAGGUCCAGUUGCCAAAGAAGAUCAGGAAGCUAGUCAGUCAUCGCUUACUAGCAGUGAAGAAAAUUGUUUGGAACAGGGCAACAUUCCCUUUGUUAUCAUUACAGAUCAUGGGGUGGAAGAACCUGGAGGUGGAACUGAUUUGCCUCCUGUUGGACAGAUUUUAAGAAAACUCUCCUCUUCUUCAGCUUCUUCAACUGGAUUUUCUUCCUCAUGGGAAGAAUCGGAGGAUGAUGUUUCAAGUGAUCCAGAUCGAACUGAUCCACCUUCACGUAAAUUCUUGGAAACGAAUCAGCAAGGCUACCACAGAGCAAGCAAAUCAUGGAAAAAGAUCAAGAAUAUGAUGCACUGGUCACCUUUUGUAACUUUCUUCAAAAAGAAAUAUCCUUGGAUUCAAUUGGCUGGGCAUGCAGGCAGCUUCAAGGCUGGAGUUAAUGGCAUGAUUCUGAAGAAACACUGUGAAUGUGAGCAGCGCUGCCUUGGCAGGCUGAUGAAUGACGUGCUACGGCCUUUUGUCCCUGCCUAUCAUGGUGAUGUGGAGAAAGAUGGCGAGAAGUACAACCAAAUGGAUGACUUACUAGCUGAAUUUGAGCUGCCGUGUGUCAUGGACUGCAAAAUGGGAGUCAGGACAUAUUUGGAGGAGGAGUUAACAAAAGCUCGCAAGAAACCAAGCCUGCGAAAGGACAUGUAUCAAAAGAUGAUUGAGGUGGACCCAAUGGCACCAACCAAAGAGGAGAAAGAAGAGCAGGCCGUUACCAAGCCUCGCUACAUGCAGUGGAGAGAGACAAUCAGCUCUACGUCAACAUUGGGUUUUCGAAUUGAAGGCAUCAAGAAAGAAGAUGGCACAGUAAACAGGGACUUUAAAAAGACAAAAAGCAAACAGCAAGUUAUUGAAGCCUUUAGAGAUUUUGUCAAUGGAAACCAAAAUAUACUGAUUAGUUAUGUUAACCGUUUAAAGGAUGUAAGAUCAGCGCUGGAAAUUUCUCCUUUUUUUAAAUCUCAUGAGGUGAUAGGCAGUUCCCUACUCUUUGUCCAUGACAAACGAGAACAAGCCAAAGUGUGGAUGAUUGACUUUGGAAAGACAACCCCAUUGCCAGAUGGGCAAGUCUUAAGUCACCGUGUUGCCUGGCAAGAGGGAAACAGAGAAGAUGGCUAUCUUUGGGGACUCGACAAUCUCAUUGAGAUUUUAGCAGGGAUGGUGGAAAGUGAUGACCUGUAAACUGCAACCUACUGGCAUCAGGAGCUAAAGCCUGCACUACAAAGAGUGAAACGCAUGAAAAAAGCUAUAUGUUCUCUACACUGUGUAGAUUACUUUACAUUACAUCUUCAUAACAGUUUGUUAAAAUUUGUAACUUUUUUUAACAAUCUUAUAAGGUCUAGACCCACACUAUUCAGAGUAAUUAUAUUUACUUCCAGAUUUAAGGCCAUUCCUUGUUGGUAGUACCUUCAGUGCAUCUGUGAGAGAGCAUCAUGACUUGUCCAACUGCAUCCUACUGAUGCUCCUCAUGUUGACAUAUAUGGACCAUCCUCUAAUGUGUAAAUUGACAAUGCUACCAUCAUUUUUGUAAAACUGAGGAGCUCCAUGAAUAAUAAGAAUAGCAACUAGUUUAAUGGAACAGGAUAUAUUCUUUUCAUACUGUUACUUUCUAUACAGCAGAAUAUUUUUGUAAUAACUUGGAUGAGGAGUAACAACUUCACUGAUGCAAAAUUGACUGGGACCAAUAUGCUAAUUUGCAUGUAAGUUUACACAUUUAUGGGCGCAAAGUUUGGUUUUGAUUGGGACUGAACAUUAAUUAGCUUUUAUAUUUUAUGUUUAUGAUAUUUAAUAACUUUUGAUGCAAAUUUUCCUUCAGUCCUUUUUGUGAAAAAUUCUGCCCAAUUUUUAUAAUUAACAGAUUAUCAUUUUACUGUGACCAGACUGAGAUGCAGGCUUGAAAUAUAUGCCAUUCAAAGCAGUCAUCAUUUAUUAUUUUCCUCUCUCUAUUUGCCAUGUAACACAUGACUGCACUCAGAUUUAAGGAGCCAUUUCACAUUUAUAACUGUGAGAGCAUGUCAUCAUUUUUAUUCACUACAAAGCUAGCUUCUGACUGUGAAACUUCAACUUAAAAAGCACAAAUAUAUGAUUUUAUUUAUGAAAAUGGAGUAUGUAGAAGCUUCAUUUUAUACCAUAAGUGUAGGUGGUGCAGAAAUUAGCACCCUGCAUUCAAUGUCCAGAGCUAGUGCACUCUGUGUGAAGUGUCUGCAUGAGUCUUUCACCGAAUACUCCAGUUUUCCUUCCACAUCUCAGAGUUAUGCCAGUUAGGUUGACUGGCCAUUCAAAAUUGGCCCAGUGUGUGUGAAUAAGCUCAGUGAUGGCCAGAUGCCUCAAUCAGGGUUAGUUCCUUCUGUGUGCUCAAUACAGCCCAUUACCCUGUAAUGUAAUGUAAUGUUAUCACGGAAGGCAAACUUAUGCAAGCAGCAAAUAUAAGAGUAUGUCCUUUGUUUUGUAAAAUGUUAAAUGAUGUUUUUCCAACUUAAUCAAAUAGUUAGAGCAGACACUUUGUUUCUUAUGACUAAAACUGUAAAGCUCUGCUCCAUUUAGACUAUUUUUAGUCAUUAAUAAGUGAAAGUAAAUAUAACCAUAGGAAGGAAAAAGAGUGUGCUUUUGUAGUUAAUAUUGGACAAUAGUAUGGUGAGUGAUGGUCAAUGCCUAAGCCUGAAGUAGAACAUUUUUCUCUGCUAUUGUUUCCUGUUGGAUGGUUGAACAUUGGAGUUAACAUUUUAAGAGCUGCCAUGAAGUCUAACAUGGAGUAAAAUAUAGUGAGGUGUGAUAUUUUUAUUUUGCUUUUUGAAAAAUAAGAAUAUUCUCUGGCUAAUUCAUUACUUUAUGUAUCAUACUUCUGCUAACUGGGUGCCAUACAUAUUGACAAAUACUAUAUGGUACUAUAAGUAAAACACCAAAUAACAUUUAAUAGAAACAUUAUAUCUUAGUGCACUGUACAUAUGCCAAUGUACUUAUAUACAGGUACUGGUCAUAAAAUUAGAAUAUCAUGACAGAGUUGAUUUAUUUCAGU